GAGCGGAUGGGAGAGGAGCGGCUUGGGGACGAAGACUGACCUCUAACUGCAUUUUUAGUUUUUUUUUUUUGUUUGUUUUUUGCAUGGGUCAGGAUGUGAAGCUUAAACGGGCAUUUUUUUUAUGCUGGAUUUGAGCCACCGGCGGCGCGCCAUGGACUGGAUAAACCGCCCUUUGAAUCAGCGCUCUAACGGUCUUUUUCACGGCGCUGGCUAACGUCGACGGCCCGGGAUGCGGUUCACUUGUCGGUGAAAACAGAUGCACCUCACGCUCCGCUGCUCUGCGUGGACGCUGUUUCUGUCCGGAGCUCUGGGACAGUUUCAUGGGUUUAACUCCAGCUUCACUGUGAAUAAAUCAGCGAGAUGUAUGCCGGGCGGAAAAGAAGAAAACCGGCUCAGAAAGGAAUCAAGCCGCCCCCUGCUGAAGGCGCCAAAUCCAACCCAUCGAAGCGCCACCGUGACCGCCUGAACUCAGAGCUGGAUCGGCUCGCCAGCCUCUUGCCCUUCCCCGAAGACGUCAUCUCCAGCCUGGACAAGCUGUCCAUCCUGAGGCUCAGCGUUAGCUACCUGCGCACCAAGAGCUUCUUCUCAGUGGCGCUGAAGAACUGGCCGUCUAGUGGCAAAAACAGCAGUGAUCUCAGCAAUGGCAGCAAGACGACAGGGGCUGCAGGCGGCCGGAUACCUGAGGGGGAGCUGCUACUUCAGGCCCUGAACGGCUUCGUUCUGGUGGUGACGGCUGAGGGAAUCAUCUUCUUCUGCUCUCACACCAUCCAGGAUUACCUUGGCUUCCAUCAGACUGACGUGAUGCACCAGAGUGUGUUUGAGCUGAUCCACACUGAUGACCAGCAGGAGUUCAGGAGGAACCUGCACUGGGCCCUCAACCCACCUGUGAGCCAGGGACCCCCCACAGAUCCCCCAGCAUCCUCAGAUAGUGAAUCGGUGUCGACCUCUUCCUGCCUGGUGAGCUACAAUCCCGAACAGCUUCCACCUGAAAACUCGUCCUUCCUGGAAAGAAGCUUCAUCUGCCGCUUCCGCUGUUUGUUGGAUAAUUCCUUCGGCUUCCUGGCGCUGAACAUCCAGGGCCGGCUGAAGUUCCUUCACGGCCAGAGUCGGCAGCAGUGCGACAGCGAGCGCACCAAGCCACCUCAGCUGGCGCUCUUCGCCAUCGCCACGCCCCUCCAGCCUCCAGCCAUCCUGGAAAUCAGGACGCGGAACAUGAUCUUCAGGACCAAACACAAGCUGGACUUCACACCCAUGGCGUGUGAUGCAAAGGGUAAAAUAGUCCUGGGCUACACUGAGGCGGAGCUGAGAGUGCGAGGUUCAGGAUACCAGUUCAUCCAUGCUGCCGACAUGCUGUACUGCGCCGAAAAUCACGUCCGCAUGAUAAAGACGGGCGAGAGCGGCCUCACCGUCUUCAGGCUGCUUACCAAGGACAACCGGUGGAAGUGGGUCCAGGCCAAUGCCCGGCUCAUCUACAAGAAUGGGAAGCCGGACUACAUCAUCGCCACUCAGAGGCCUUUGGCGGAUGAGGAAGGAGGAGAACACCUGAGGAAGAGAUCAAUCCAUCUCCCCUUCACCUUUGCCACUGGAGAGGCUCUGCUCUACCAAACCGGAUACCCACUUCAUGGCUUCACCGACUCGGUCCAGGGCAAAGCCAGAGGCAGCAAGUCCAAGAAGGGCAAAGUGGACAAGAGUUCAGAUGAGGUACACCCAAAGUCACUGCUGGGUGUGCUCAUGAGCCAGGAUGAGUCAGUGUACGAGUGCCAGUCUGACACAGAGCCUAAAGUGUCCUACCACACCAGCCUUUUCAGCGAGCAGCAGAGCAGGACUGAUGGUCUGGGUGGUUUGUUCAGCAGUGACAGCUGGUAUGUUGUCUCUAGCAAGGAGGCGACAGGGGAGUGCAAUGGCAAAACCUCCAGUUUUGACCCCCUUCUGGACACGUUGGACUCUCUGUCUCUGGAUGAAGAGGAAACGUGUUCCAACAGCGAACUCUUCAGCGCACUGGAGAAUCUUGGCCUGAAUGCCGAGGAUCUGGAGCGGCUGCUGCUGGAUGAGAGAAUGGUGCACGUAGAGCUGGACCCAGACCACAUCCCAACUCUCAGCGACCUUCUCAGCAACAACGAAAUCCUCUCCUACAUUCACGACUCUCUGGAGAGUUCGAGUCAGGGGCAGGAACAGAUGAAUGCAGGCGGAUUGGGAUUUUCAAACCAAGGAUCAAAUUCUGCCCAAAGUGUCUCCCAGCAGGUGUGUUUGACUGCUGGACAAGAGACAGGGGGAACUGACAGUCACUGGGGUGUACAAACAGAGAACCACGAUCAUCAUCACACCAACCAUGCAAAAGUUACGGAGCUAGAGAGCAAACGUGAGAACUCUCCACAGUGGCAAGUCCAACAGGACCAGCUCUCUGCCCCUCUCCAGUACCACCUGCAGGUAAGCAGCGAGAGCACUUUGUUGUCUGGCUUCCAGAAUAAUCUACUUCGACCAACUUCAAAUGGGUCUUGCAUUCCAAGUGGACUCGCAGCUUUUACACCAAACAUGGAGGUUGGACACCCGCAUUACAGCGUGUGCAGCACAGACGGUACAGUGCUAAACAGCUCAACCUUGCAGGACAUCUAUUGCAACCAGAGUUUGGCAAGCACCAUGCAGCCCUACCAGAUGUUGGGUCACCACAAACAGCAGCAAUCUGAGGAGUUGGAGCAGUUACUGGUUCUGACACAGCCGCCGCACAACGUGCCAUCAUUAGAGACCUACGGCGUGUUCACUGCCCCACAGGACCCCACUCACAGCAAGCUGGAGAACGGACGACUCCUCGGAGCCACCAGCACGGCGUACGUCAGGACAUGUCUGAUGCCCAGCGGAAACGGAGUGGCCACAGGCGACAUUCCCGUCCCGUGCCCAGAUGGACUUCCUGCCCUACAGGACUCCCAGAAAUCUGGAUUUUUCCUCUGAGAAGGUACAGCAAGGAAGAGACGAGGAAAGGCAAACUGUCUACAUGUGACAAUCAAAAAUUUUAUAAGGAUGCAAACAAAAAGACUUCAGGUUUGUUUCAUCUCACCUGUGCUGCUCAGAAAACCUCACACCUGCCCCAGCAGAGGAAGAGGACAAGCUCUCAUUGAAAGUUUCCACGUCUGGAUCAAACACAUGCUCUUUACCGUCUGUCAGGGUCUUUAACAGUGUGCUUACUGGAUUUUUGCUCUCAAGCCAAAACUCGUCACUUUCUGACCAGUGUGUAAACAGUUAAUCAAAGAGGAAGUAAGAGGAGGAUGCAGUUACACUCAAUAACAGCAGCUGCAAUUUUAUCUUUAUUAUCGCACUUUGGUGCUCAAAAUAACAGAAGUCAACAAAAAGGCAGGUUUUGGUGCCGUGUAAUGUGACUGAAACCUGGACUAUUCAAGUACUGCUGGCCACAUUUUAACCAUAUGCACACACAGCUGUUGGUUUAUGUUCAGUCUGAAAUGAUCUUUAAGUUUGAAAGACUUUAACCCUCAAACCACCAAGCUAUUUUAGUUUAUAAAAAUUAACUGAGUGGGGUCAUUAAUUAGCCCAUUAAUCCCAUUCAUUUCAGUUCAGUUUCAUUUACAUACCACUUUUUAAUGUUGUGGCUCUAUAGAGCUGUUACAUGUCUGAGUUUCUGUUACACUAAUUAGAGAUACUUUAUAAGCAUAAGAGUUAUUGCCACACACAAACACAGCAUUGUGAAAAAUGCUCAGGUUCUGCAGAAACUUUAAACCUGUUCUGAGCCACUGAGAUUUGAAAACAAACCUCAAGACCCGUCCAGCACACUGCAAUGAAAGAUUGCAUCAAAUAAAGAUAUGUGACAAAGAUACAUCAACACGUUUUCAAGUAAUAAAAUACAGGCGGACCCUUUGAGCGUGACCUUUGUGUGUUGGAUGGAAGUAACGGAGCCUUCAGCAUUUAUGGGGGUUGAGAAGGACCAAAACUUUAGAUGCACACUGAGAAACUGAUAAUAAAAUAACACAUAUGCUACAUCAACAAGAUGCAUUAGUCAUUCAACAAAACGUUCUUUGUAUAGUACCUUUCAUGCAGGAUCAUGACAAGUGGCUAAUAAGAUGUGACAAAAAGUAAUCAAACUAAAUAAAUUAAAUAGACAACACAUUCAGUUAAUACAUUUAAAUUUAAAAUGGUAUUUAGGUCCAAUAAAAGUACAGCAAAACAAAAUUUUACAAAAAAUUAUAACAUAGAAAUACGUAAUAUUAAGCAAAAAAAUCAUUAAAUAAAAUAAGUUAGAUAAAAUAAAAUAAGAAUACAAAGAACAUCAUAAAACUACAGAAGAGGUUUGGGGUCACUAACUUUUUUCUCAGAUUUCUGACUUUUUCUGAGAAAAAAGCCAGAAAUCUGAGAUUAAUGACAAAAUACUUGAGUGAAUUAUGUGUUCUAGUACACUAGUAUACUUUUAACUCCAAAAUCUAGAUGAACCGGUGACUCUGUAAUACUUUGAUCAACAGCUGUUUUUUCGUCCUUUCGUUACUUCCGUGCGUCUAUUUCAAAUGAAAUCUGAACAAAAGCUUCGAGUCUGCAGCUCGACUUGAACUGCAUUUUUCUCAGCAAACUGAAACCAGCAGCUGCCUUUAAAGUAGAAAACGUUUUCGCUUAAAACUCAAUGGUGUUGUGUGCUUUGAAAAAAAAUGGUCACAAGGAGUCAUUUGAAACAUUAAAAACCGCUGGUGGAGACUUUAAUAAUAUACAAUCUGCAGCGUCUUUAAGUGUAAAAGUUUUGAGCCAUUCAAGUUAUAUGUAAAAAAAAAAAAAAACCCUGAGAAAAACAGAUUCUGUACAGAACAGGAU
Archocentrus centrarchus (flier cichlid) is the source of this 4803-nucleotide messenger RNA. RefSeq names its product aryl hydrocarbon receptor 1b (gene ahr1b). Gene Ontology annotation, biological process: regulation of transcription by RNA polymerase II; xenobiotic metabolic process; response to xenobiotic stimulus. Gene Ontology annotation, cellular component: nucleus; aryl hydrocarbon receptor complex. The record is from RefSeq and is a predicted model, not a curated record. Bases 361 to 2946 code for a protein of 861 amino acids. Lineage: Eukaryota; Metazoa; Chordata; Actinopteri; Cichliformes; Cichlidae. The transcript has 12 exons. Gene Ontology annotation, molecular function: transcription cis-regulatory region binding; protein dimerization activity; nuclear receptor activity.